Mizuhopecten yessoensis (Yesso scallop) is the source of this 2880-nucleotide messenger RNA. RefSeq lists its product as uncharacterized. Gene Ontology annotation, molecular function: nucleoside:sodium symporter activity. Lineage: Eukaryota; Metazoa; Mollusca; Bivalvia; Pectinida; Pectinidae. Gene Ontology annotation, cellular component: membrane. The coding region runs from base 50 to 1963 and encodes 637 amino acids. Gene Ontology annotation, biological process: nucleoside transmembrane transport. The transcript is spliced from 11 exons. The record is from RefSeq and is a predicted model, not a curated record.
CAGAUGUGGUAGUUCAUGGGAAAGCGACACACCGCAGCAAACCGUCAGCAUGGAUAUACAGCAUCUACGUAAAGGUAAAACCACGAACGUCGACCUUAAUCCGUCAAGACACAGAUGUUUAGACAAUGGAAUCCCAAUAGCCACCAUUCCUUUAAAUAAACUUGACCCUGACGUAAGAGGAAUGUCUUCUGUCGACUCCCAAUCAGAUGUUGUAAUACCGCAAGCAUAUGAAUUAGAAGAUCCAGACCAAAUGCCGACAGAAGAUGGUCUAGUAAUAGCAGAGAAAGUUUUAUUCAUCGACAAGAUAAUUUACGGAAUCCGGGUUGUUAUUUUAAAGCACCAAAAGAUAUUGAAAACAAUAACAUACAGUAUUUUACUGCUGUUGUUCCUAGCAUAUGUUGCGUACUCUCUCAGUUUCCGGUUUGGAGACGAGGGAUCCUUGCGAUUGUUGGUUUGUACUAUAUUGUUACUGAUGUACCUUGGCUGGGGAAUUAUCAAAAACGUAUCUUUGUACAGGGCAUUUAAAAAAUCACUUGGAUCAAAGAAUCCUGAAAAUAUUACCAAGGCGAAAAAAAUAGUAAGAUGGACGUUGUACUUUGUGGUGCUGACGCUUAUUGCAGUCUACAUAGGGUUAGCAGUUAUACAAACUAGACCAAGAAACCUCGUCUCACUCGGCGGGAUAUUCGUCUUCAUCUUCAUCCUUUUCCUCAUGUCAAAUAACAAGGCAAAUAUUAACUGGCAUACAGUGUUUUGGGGACUGUCACUCGAGUUUGGUUUCGCUCUGAUCAUUCUCCGCACAGAAUGGGGCAUCGGUGCUGUGAACUGGACAACGGACAGAUUUUUGGAAUUCAUUGCUUUCUCCGACACCGGUUCAGCUUUCAUUUUCAGUAAAAGAUACAAGGAAUUCAAUUUGAUAUUCAAGGUUGUUCCCUCUGUGAUUGUGUUUUGUUCUGCCAUUGCUGUUUUAUCCUACCUUGGCGUUUUGGCCUUCAUCAUCUCAAACCUUGGCGGUUUUCUUGGUUACUGUCUACAAACGAAUCCGGUGGAAUCCAUGAACGCUGCAACGAAUAUAUUCAUGAGUGGGAUCGAAUCAUUGAUGGUCAUCAGUGAGUACAUAGACUCGCUAUCUACGUCCCACAUCUUUUGUAUUUACACAAAUGGAUUGUCUUCCAUAGCCGGCUCCGCUCUCGUCCUUUUCUCCAAUUUCGGGGUACCUGUCGAAUAUCUUUUGACAGCAUCAGUCAUGUCUGCACCAGCAGCUUUGGUGGCGUCCAAAAUGGUGUAUCCAUCCGAAACGGGCAAGGACGACACUAAAAUCUGUGUCGUGGGAACCAAGAGUGGUACCAAGAGUUUGAUGCAAGCCCUGUCAUUAGGUGGAAUGCAGGGCCUACAGCUCAUGGUGAACGUCCUCGUAAACCUCCUCAUUUAUAUAUCCCUCUUUGCAUUUGUCAAUGCUUCAAUCACGUGGUUUGGAGACAGGGCGGGAGUGGAAGAGCUCACACUCCAGAAAAUAUUUUCCUAUUGUCUUUGGCCAUUGGCGUUCAUCAUGGGAAUUGAUGCUAUUGAUUGUCUGAAAGUUGCCGAAAUGUUGGGUGUGCGCAUGUUUGCAACCGUCGCCCUUGGUUACUUGCAAAUGGGAACGUACUUUACAAACAAGGAGAAAUACAACGAAUAUAAUGAAAUAUACAACAACACAGUGCUGACCUCUAGCGGCGACAUAUUUCUUCCGAACUGGAACCUGACGCUAGAAAACGGAAUUCUGACGGACCGCUCAGAGCUAAUCACCACAUAUGCCAUGUGUGGAUUCGCUAGCAUGCCUUCUGUUGGAAUAACCCUCGGAUCAUUUGCGGUCCUCGCCCCCGGGCGAGUCGGUGAACUGUCCAAGUUGGCAAUGAGAGGACUUAUAGCUGGAACGAUAGCCAGUUAUCUAACCGCUUGUGUAGCUGGAUUACUGUUCGCCUGACGAGUACAACAUUUGUUCCUGUCUUGGUAAAACUGUUGUAUACGCUUCACUGCUAAUAAUAAUACCUUAAUUUUAUGGCAAACCCGUACUGUUAAAUGUAUUGGUAAACAAAAUUUAUACUGUUUCAAUUACAUCAAAAUGUACACUGUUUGCAUAAUGCUAAAAACAUUAUUUAACAAAAACAUAUUUUUUGAUAUUCAUCAGAUGGAACACUCAUGCUUAAAUGAAAACGAAGAAUUGGUGUUCUAUUUUUCAAAGGAGACAGAGAUUACCGAUUUAACGAAACAGAAGCGCAAUUAGAUAUAAAACAAUUGACGAAAACUGGGCAAAAUAUUGAUAAAUGAAACAUCAACAGGGAGAUCAAGGAUAGAGUUAAAUGAGGAUAUGACCAGCAGUGUCCGGACAGUAGGCGGUACUAGUUGGUUUUGUUUGUGUGUUACGUCCUUUUAACAGCUAUGGUCGUUUAAGGACGUGCAAGAGUUUGCUGAUGGUGAAAAACCGGAGUUGCCGGAUAAAUCCAAAUGAACUACGGUCAGUAUCUAGCGACUGCCCAACGCAUGCCUCGAGCCCGUGGCCCAGUGGUGGAGGGUUAGUGGUAGCAUAAUGUCGGAUGCCUUAACCACUGCGGCCCCUCUGCUCAACAGCUCUGGUUAAUCGACGAUAACCGCUAUGUAAAUCCAGAUCAAAUCAGAGUAGCAUCACCUCAUCAAAUUCAGAAACGUGUAUUUUAAAUUUAUCCAUCAGCAUACGACCUCAACACUAACAUUGUGAUAUAAGCAGCAUGACCAUGCGAAUUGAUUGACCAUUUAUAUCACCAGGUCUUAUAUAAAAGACAUACACGUAUACGUUUUGAAAUAUUUGCUGGCUAUAUCAGUGUUUCAUUGCAUCUGGUUCAAAUUGUGUGUAGAUAUGAAUAU